UCUGAUUUUGCUGCCCGAGAAGACACAUCAUAAGAGGUGAAAUGGCAUCAAGAGGCUGCGGUCAUUCUCCAGAUGCAUUCUGUUACAUAUGUGAUCAAUUCAUCAAGAAAAGAGUAAAGAAGUUCUCUGUGACUGCAUCUGGAAAAAUGUGUAAAGAUAACAAAACAUAUUUUGCUGUGCCAGUUGGGGACCAAGACAAAACCUGGGCACCUCAUUUUGCUUGUGAGCAUUGUAAGAGAUCACUAGAAGAGAUUUUGGUGAGACUUUUGCUGUUGCCUUGGACAUAUGAAAAGUUUCAGUACACUGCUGGCAGAAAUUAGACCUCGUCUUCCAUCUUCGAGCGACAGGAGAGGUCUCCAUAUCUCGCCUAGUUUGCAUCUGUUGGUUACGCUACGUUACCUUGCAACAGGUACCUUCCAGCUGAAAGCUGCUGACACAGCAGAUAUGUUGCAGGCUAGUGCAUCCCGCUCCAUUAAGAGAGUAGUCCAUGCCAUCGCUGAAGUCUCAGCAGGGCACAUCAAGUUCCCCACGCCACCAGAGGGGGGUACCGUCAUGCAAGCCUUCACCAUCGCAGACUGCAUUAAUGGAACUCUCAUCCUAUCAGAAGACCUGGUGGAGAUGAUAUGGCCGCAAGGGUUUCUACGCCUACAAUGUGAUGGCUGUGCGACCAGGGAAUCGUUCUGUAGGGAGUAAGAUUAAAGGCCAUAACUUUGAUACAAUGCAGCCAACCAUCAGCCAAAAUCCUAGAGGCUCACACACUACACGGCAUCUUCAGAUUUAUUCUCUCUCUCUCUCUCUCUCUCUCUCUCUCUCUCUCUCUCUCUCUCUCUCUCUCUCUCUCUCUCUCUCUCUCUCUCUCUCUUUCUCUCUCUCUGCAGGAUUCCCCACUGUCAUUAGUGUUACUGAUGGCACACAUAUAAGAAUUACUGCAUCCAGAGAUUAGGAGGCAGAAUAUGUAAAUAAGGCAUGAAAUAAAUCUAACUGUAGAAUGCACUUGUAGCUCAUGACACCGAGAUACAUUUUAAAUUGUGUUUUGGCAGUGUGUGUGUGUGUGUGUGUGUGUGUGUGUGUGUGUGUGUGUGUGUGUGUGUGUGUGUGUGUG
Molecule: messenger RNA, 1102 nt
Organism: Scylla paramamosain (green mud crab)
Lineage: Eukaryota; Metazoa; Arthropoda; Malacostraca; Decapoda; Portunidae
Exons: 3
Coding region: 286-693 (135 amino acids)
Source: RefSeq, a predicted model, not a curated record